Botrytis sinoallii is the source of this 1557-nucleotide messenger RNA. RefSeq lists its product as uncharacterized. Gene Ontology annotation, molecular function: succinyl-CoA:3-oxo-acid CoA-transferase activity. The record is from RefSeq and is a predicted model, not a curated record. The coding region runs from base 1 to 1557 and encodes 518 amino acids. The transcript is spliced from 3 exons. Lineage: Eukaryota; Fungi; Ascomycota; Leotiomycetes; Helotiales; Sclerotiniaceae. Gene Ontology annotation, biological process: ketone body catabolic process.
AUGCCUAACAAUUUGUGUUUAAGAACGGCGAGAGCUUAUGUUAGGACUAGCAGAAAGCAAUCAAUAUUACUCGCUCGCACAUUUGCAUCGACCACCCGCCGCAAUGAAAUAAACAAAGUAUUUCCUUCAGCCUCCGAGGCUCUCAAAGAUAUGAAGCCGGACAGUACAGUUUUAUGCGGAGGCUUCGGCCUCUGUGGUGUUCCAGAUACCCUCAUUGACGAAGUCGUUAACAGACCAGAUCUCAAAGGCCUCACUGCAGUUUCAAAUAAUGCCGGUACAGAUGAAUCAGGUCUGGGGAAAUUGUUGAAGACGAAGCAGAUCAAAAAAAUGGUUGCAAGUUAUAUCGGAGAGAACAAAACUUUUGAGAAGAUGUACCUGACUGGUGAAGUCGAGUUGGAAUUGACACCACAAGGAACGUUGGCCGAAAGAUGUGCUUCGGGUGGUAAAGGUAUACCUGCUUUCUACACCCCUGCUGCAUUCGGAACGGUUGUACAAACCGGCGAGCUUCCACUUCGUAAUAAUCCCGAUGGUACACCAAAGGAGCUUUCUUAUCCAAAAGAUGUAAAAAUCUUUCACGGCAAACCUUAUCUUCUGGAAGAGAGUAUUCGAGGUGACUACGCUUUCGUGAAAGCCUGGAAAGCGGAUAAACUUGGAAAUUGUCAGUUCCGGUUAGCAGCCAACAAUUUCAAUGGUGCAAUGGGAAGAAACGCGAAGAUGACAAUCGUGGAGGCAGAGAGUAUUGUAGAGCCAGGAGACAUCCCACCGGAAGCUGUGCAUCUCCCGGGAAUUUACGUCAAGAGAGUUAUUCAAUCUACAACGUCCAAGAAUAUCGAAAAAUUCACCUUUGCAAAAGAUCCAAAUGAUCCAGCGACAAAGAGUGCGCUAGGUAGUGGUGAUACCGCUGCCAAGCGAGAGAGAAUCGUUAGGCGCGCCGCCAAAGAAUUCAAAAAUGGUAUGUAUGCCAAUCUCGGCAUAGGAAUGCCUAUGCUUGCGCCAUCGUUUGUUGGUCCAGAAGUCGAAGUACAACUACAAUCGGAGAAUGGUAUCUUAGGGUUGGGUCCCUAUCCUCAAAAGGGGUUUGAGGAUGCGGAUCUCAUCAAUGCUGGCAAAGAGACAGUGACACUAAACCCCGGUGCUGCAGUUUUUGGUAGCGAGGAGAGCUUUGGUAUGAUUCGAUCUGGAAGAGUAAAUUUGACCAUAUUGGGAGCUAUGCAAGUAAGCGGGAACGGUGAUCUUGCGAAUUGGAUGUUACCCGGGAAGAUUAAGGGCUUUGGAGGGGCCAUGGAUUUAGUUAGCAACCCUUCAAUGACGAAGGUUGUUGUAACAAUGGAGCACUGUGAUAAGAAAGGAAAUGCAAAGAUUGUUAAACAGUGCGAGUUUCCUCUCACGGGAAAAGCUUGCGUCUCGAGGAUUAUUACUGAACUGGGGGUAUUUGAUGUCGACUUUACAAAAGGACUUACCUUGAUUGAGAUUGCAGAUGGGGUGACAGUGGAAGAGGUCAAGAGCAAGACAGAUGCACCUUUUACAGUUGCAGAAGAUCUUAAGCCAAUGCUAUAA